Molecule: messenger RNA, 3137 nt
Organism: Zootoca vivipara (common lizard)
Lineage: Eukaryota; Metazoa; Chordata; Lepidosauria; Squamata; Lacertidae
Gene: PJA2
Product: praja ring finger ubiquitin ligase 2
Biological process (GO): ubiquitin-dependent protein catabolic process
Cellular component (GO): nucleus
Molecular function (GO): ubiquitin protein ligase activity
Source: RefSeq, a predicted model, not a curated record
CGGGGCUUGCCGGGCGGGAUUGGCCGGGCUGGCUUUCCGUCCCGAGGUGGUGCGUCUCGACUGCCGCCGCCGCCGCCGCCGCCGCCCUGUCGCCCUUUGGCUUAAGGGGAGGCGGUUUCAUGGACAAAUAAAAUGAUAGAUCUGAUGGACUGAGGAGAUGGCGGGAAGAAAACUACUAGGAGAAUAUGGAUCAUAUUGAAGUCUUUUCUAACAAGACCCUGCUGAAUUGCAAAAUGGGUCAGGAAGCUGGAAAGCCCACAUGGCCAAAACCAGCAGGAGGGUAUCAGACUAUUACAGGCAGAAGAUAUGGAAGAAGGCAUGCCUAUGUCAAUUUUAGACCAUCUCUGACGAGCCAAGAAAGAAAUUUGAGCCAACACGAUGGAGAAUGUGAAGGAUUAGAACUAGAUGAUGUUCAAAAAGAAAAUUAUUUGUGUUCCAGUCCACUUGCCCAAGUAUGCUCUCCUUUGACAGAUGUACCAUUGUUAGCGAAUGUUGCUUCAGAAAAUCCUGUUGGUCAAGCUGAACUGAAUCAAGCAGUCAACACAGAUGCUUCUCCAUUUUCUCCAGCAUGUUACACUUGGGGCGAUGGCCAAACUGUGGGUAACAAUAUGAAUUCUGAUACUUGUGGAGAGCACAAUAACCUUAAUGGACAGAAUGGAAUUGCUUUUGUAAACAUUGACUCUUAUGAACCAGAUAGCAGUGAUGGAGAGGAAGAGAAUGACCAAAAUGAUCUUUCAUUAGCUAAAGAAAAAGCGGGAAUAUUUCAAGAGACACUGGAUAGUAUGCUUUCUGAAUUGGAGAAAGGAGUGGACUCCUUUAGUGAUCUGCAGUCACAUCUGUCUAAUUUCAAUCAUAAUGCUUCAAGCAAAAGUUUUGAAGACAUAAGACCAGUGCCUUUCAAGAGACAUUCUAGCCUAGAAUUGGAUACUGCUCACCCAAAUAAGACACUUGUAAAAACAUCUAGUGAAGAUGAGCGUCUAGUAAAAAAUAACCUUAGUGAUAUGGAACAGCAAAAAAAUACAGCUGAUCCUACAAUUAGGACACAAAUAGGAAUUUGUAAUGAACUGAGUACUGUGAAGACAGACCAAGAGAAUUCAUCAGAACUGGUCGUAAGACCCAAAGUUAGAAAACAAAAUCCUGUGAGCCAGUUGGAUAGGAAGCAUUCUUUUUCAAAUGAAGAGGAAGAAAAGACCAGCAGUAGAAGGUGGAGUGAGAAUGUGGAUGUCCAGCACUGUAACACAGAAUGUGUCCUGAAACACAGCAAAGAGAAAAACAAUUCUAGUAUGUUUUUUGAUCCAAGAGACUAUGGAGGAGCUCAAAAGAAAUUAAAAAGUGAACUAAGGAAGCAAAAUAUAGCACUUCAAGAAAAAAGCAAAGUGGACGAUAGUGCUUUCUGGGAUGAAUUUGAAGACUCUGGAAAAAAUCUAUCAAGCUCCAACAAAGAUGAAGACAGCUCUGAAUGCAGUGAUGGUGAAUGGUCUGCAUCUCUGCCCUCCUAUUUUGCUGUGACAGUGAAAGAUCAGUCCUCCAGUGAUGAGAGCUGGGAGACUCUCCCAGGAAAAGAGGAGCAGGAACCUGAAUUGCAGAGUGACAGCAGUGGUGUGGAAGAGGAACAUAAUGAGUUUGGUUUCCAAGCAGGGGAACAGACUACCCUAGAGGACGGUGAAAUUCCUUGGUUGCAAUAUCAUGAAGAAAUUGAAAGCAGCAGUGAUGAGGAAAAUGACCAAGUGAGCCAUUUUGUGCAUCCUGGCUUUUUCAUGUUGGAUGGAAACAACAAUCUGGAAGACGAUUCCAGUAUGAGUGAAGAUCUAGACGUGGAAUGGAGGCUGCUUGAUGAAUUUGGUGAUGGCUUGGGUGUUGCUCAAGCCAUUUCUUAUGUGGAUCCCCAGUUCCUUACAUAUAUGGCCCUGGAAGAACGACUGGCACAGGCCAUGGAGACCGCUCUGGCACAUUUAGAGUCCCUCGCAAUUGAUGUUGAACAGGCACAUCCACCAGCUAGUAAGGAGAGCAUAGACUGUCUGCCACAGAUUAUUAUAACAGAAGAUCACAAUGCUGUAGGUCAGGAGCAGUGCUGUGCUAUCUGCUGCAGCGAGUAUAUCAAAGAAGAAAUUGUAACAGAACUUCCAUGUCAUCACUUCUUUCAUAAGCCCUGCAUAACACUUUGGUUGCAAAAGUCUGGAACGUGUCCUGUAUGCCGCCAUGUGCUUGCGCCUGUGCUUCCAGAGACAUCUAUUCCCACAGUUACCUUCCUGCCUGAUCAUGAUUCUACUCCUUCAGUCCACAGUACAUCAGGAACACAAUAAAACGAACAUCUGAAAAGAGAGUUUGAACCAUCGAAUUUUACUGUAAAUUUCUCCUGUUUAAUUACAAUGUGAAACUGGUUUAUAUGUAAGUAUAUAUAUAUAAAUAUAAAUAUAUAUUAAAAACACUUUAAAGUAUACUAGUUUAGAAAGAGAAUGUAUGACCUUUCUAAAUGGUUUAGAAACCAUUUAGAGCUAGAAUUAUCAGACUAAAAGGAGUAAAAGCUUGCACUAGUUUUCCUCAGUAAAACAUGUCGCUGUUAACUAAUGUCUAAUGCUUAUAUUAAAUUUGUCUUAAGGAAUGAUCAUUAUUAAUGUGGCACUUGUGUUCAAGGUAAUGCAACUGCAGUGCAGUUGGAGCUUACAGAUGUUAUGCAUAUAACCUGUUUUACAUUAUAUAAUUGAGGCUUGAGUUGUUUCUUUCUGUUGAAAAAUAGUGCCACUUGAUUACUUUGUACAUAGCUCUUUCAUAUUUGCAUCAAAUGUGAAGACGUUCUGUGAUCACAGCAGUAGUAUAACUUUGGUUUCACUGGAAAUAAAAAAAGCAUAAUAACUCAACUUUCCUGUGAUUUCAUAAUAGCAUGUGUACUUGUGAGUGUUUCUCUAACCAGUACCCAGAACUGAUAGUUGGGCAGCUUUAUGGAGUUCAUAAUCUGACACAAUUUGACAUGCCUGUGGUAGAAACUGAGGACACAUCAUCCAGACUAUAGAAAACCUGUGGGAGCUGGGUGCUUUCGUUAUAUCAGCUGUUGGAAUUUAGAUAGGCAAAUUUUAGUGGCCAGGUCAUAAAGGUAAAGGGACCCCUGACCAUUAGGUCCAGUUGUGACUGACUCUGGG